Molecule: messenger RNA, 1124 nt
Organism: Meira miltonrushii
Lineage: Eukaryota; Fungi; Basidiomycota; Exobasidiomycetes; Exobasidiales; Brachybasidiaceae
Product: nitroreductase family protein
Exons: 1
Coding region: 1-633 (210 amino acids)
Biological process (GO): cellular response to oxidative stress
Source: RefSeq, a predicted model, not a curated record
AUGUCAAGAUCACUUGCUAAAGCACAAGAAUUCAUCGCUCAAAUCUCAUCACGUAGAAGCAUUUAUGCUUUAGGACGUCGAUCAAUCUUAAACGAUAAAGAUUUAACCGAUUUAAUCAAAAAAUCCGUACGUGAAUCACCAACCAGUUUCAAUUCCCAAACAUCAAGAGUUGUAAUCUUAUUGGGCGAUCAACAUGAACGUUAUUGGAAUGAAAUCGCUGUACCGGCAUUACGCAAAGCUGUAGGUGACGAUGAUGCAGCUUUCGAAAAAGGAAGUCAAAGGAUGACUCAAUUCCGCGAUGCAUACGGUACUGCUCUCUUUUAUGAAGAUCAAGAUGCCAUAAAAGAAAUGCAAAAGAAAGUUGCAAUUUAUGCAGACCGUUUUCCUGAAUGGUCAAUUCAAUCUUCUGGAAUGGCACAAAUCAAUACUUGGUCUGCACUCUCUUUGGCAGGUUAUGGUGCAAAUUUACAACAUUACGGAAAUUUGACCCAAAAACCACUUGCUGAAGCUUUUGGCAUUCCAGCCAAUUGGCAAUUAUACUCUGAACUCGUUUUCGGAAGUCCUGAAAAUGAAGCUGGCGAGAAGACUUACAUGGAUGAUGCCGAUAGAUUCAAGGUAUUUGGCUCUCAAUAAGCACAUGCUCACAAGCAUUCAUAGAAACCAUGCUCCAAUCUAUAGUCGAUCAAAGAUGUGCACAUUAUUGUUGAUUCGUAAUAUUAGUCGUAAAUAGCCUACAGGGUAUCGAAAGGUUGAAUUGUGUACAACGUGAAUGCUAGUAGUAUUCUAGCUCCAAAAACAAAAAAGCAGUAUCGGAAGGAUAUCGUAGAUUGAGACCGACAGGAUUGAAGUUCUUCUGAUUAGCUUCAUUAAUUCUUUUUCUUAGAUUGUUUGUUUCCCUUUUAUACUUUGAUCCGAAUAUGUAUGGUGAAAUGUACAAAGUCAGUACAGCCAACGUAUUGUCUAUGCAUGCCCAUAAAGGAUCGUUCGCUUUGAUGAUGAUGACGUUGAGAUCGUUAAUUGUUUCCGAAUAAAGCGUUGGAGAGAUUCUGCCCUCUAACUCCAGUGGAAAAGUCGGAUGAAAUUGACACAAUUCUCCAACAGUAUAAUCUCUUUCGAUUCGAACG